GACGUCACAGUUAAACGACGCGUUAUGUCACGUGACGCCGUCAAAGUAAAUUCCCUUACACGUUCCUGACGCGCACGUUCAACUUUGAGUUACAAACAUUUGGGGGAAAAAAAGAACUGAGACGAUCUGAACCAUGUAAUGAAAAACUUGUUUGACGAGUACGAGUCCCGUCGCGUGAUGGACGGAAGUGCAGUCAACUGGUUACCAUGGCGACGCCCAGGCAGGCUGCCAUCUUCCUCGUCGUCAUCCUCGCCGGCAUCGCGGCGCGGCAAUUUGCGAGGUGACUUUCGAGCGGCGGCGCGGAGCCUGGUGGCCUUCGGGGCGGGGCUGGUGCUGGCCUCCUGCUACGGUGCCACCGCGCUCUUUCUGCAGGGGGCGCCACUGUGGCCGUGUAUAUACGGAACGCUGGCGGUGGCCACUAUCGCUGGCUUCGGGAUGGGGAUGUCCGUGCGCGUGCGCACCGCCAUCAGCCUUAUGCUGCCGUCGCUCUGCUCGGCUCACGGACGUAACUUCCUGUUGCUGGCAAGCACGGCGGUGCUGGUGUCGGGCCCGGUGGCAAAUACAUUGGAGAAUUCGGAGCUAGCCGCCGCCAGCCUGCUCUGUGGCGCCGAGUUUGCCGCCAAUCAGACACGACAGCUGAUGAAGAACGCGGCCACGCCUCUCCUGGCCGCGCUGGACCACAUCCGCCAGAUUGGAAGGAACGCCGCUGCCAUGGCGGCCAGAGUCAACAAGCUGAUUGGCUCGCUGAGUGAUGGCAUCCGCCAUGUUGCCCGCACCAUGAUGAACGUUUUUCAUUUCCUGUCGGACCUUGGCAACGUGUGCAACGCCAAACUGGGCGCGCCGUACAGGAAGUGUCGCGCCAUCUUUAUCCGGGCCAAAGGCGACUGCGUUGCUAAGCUAGGCGACUUCAACUUCCUGUGUGGCAUCGUCGAUGGCUUCAUGCACCUUUGUGAGCUGGCGAAAGCCCCCAAGCUGUUCUGCAUCAUUCCGGAAUAUAUCUCCAGCCAGCUCAAGAAGCACUUGGCCGAGCCCGUCAUCUCCGCCUUCCGCCGAAUGCGGAGCCAUUUCGAUUUCAACCUGUCGGUGUCGGCCGACGUGGAGGUGGACGCCAACGUGAGCCGCUCGCUACACCAGACGGCUCAGGAGAUCUUGGAGCAGCUGACUUCGGACCUCAAGGUCUUCACCACACUUAGAGGACCGCUCGUGUGGGCGGGGCUUUUGUUCCUAACCUGCUCCCUAAUCAGGGCGGUGCGGUACCAGCGCAAAUACUUGACGCGCUUGAAUUUCGAAAACGUUUACAUCACCGCUCAGUUUGUAAAACUGGAUCGUCGGUUGACCUCAGAAGGCGGGGCUUCCAUCCUGCCAAUCACGCGUAAGGAGUCACAGAUCUACAUUAGGCCACUGUCUCUGUGGCUGACACGCAGAGAGUGUCGUUCGGUGCUAGUGGGCGUGGCCUGGGUGACGAGACACAUGCUGAUGUCGGCGGUUCUUGUAGCUCUGGACUUCCUGGUCUUCUGGCUUUUGGAUCAGGUGCACCGGCAGGUCCAGGGGGGCGUCGUGGCCCGAGCUCCGGUAACGGUGGCAGUUCAGGUGGAAGGCUCGGGCUACAUGGCCGACAUCAUGCGUGACCUGGCGGUGUCCUUCAACGUGCUGCAGGCCGGAAACGUCACCGUCAUCAGCCCCAAGUGUCUGUUUGUACCAUCGGAACCCGACUACGCUUCCUGCUUCGCCAUAGGCUUCCUUUUGGGCGUGGCCCUGCUGGUGACGCUCGCCGGAGGAAUCGUCCGCCGGUCAAGACGCCUCAUCUGCGCAUACUUCCACCCCGACACCGAGAUGGCACGUCUCCACUUCCUUCGCCAGCAAAUCCUGGACGAGAGGCGGGCGGCGGGAAGAGCCCUGCUGAGGGCGGCGGCCAGGAUGUCGCCGAAAGGGGCAAAGCCUCGCGGCCGUCUCUGGGCCCUGUUGCGAAGGCUUCCAGGGGGAGGAGCCUACCUGUCAGAAAUGUGCGUGUCCUGCGGUGGGAGGGCGGGGCUUGUGCCGUUCGUCUGCGACGUCGAUCGGUGUCCAGGAGUGUUUUGUAAGCCGUGUUUCAAGAGAGGUGGGAAGAUGUGUCACGUGUGCGCGCGACCGGCGACCUUCCGAGAAGACAGCCAGGAGGAGCCUGACUCGAGCGAGGACGAGCGCGAGGACGCCGCCCGCCAGGACGCCCCCGGGGCCGAUGUGAGCGCCGGUCGCCCCGAGCCGCCAUCGCUGGAGCCGUCGGCGUCCCAAAGCUUUUUCUCUUCCGCCUUCGGCUUUCUUCAAGACUUCGGUGGCAGUGGCCCCACGCCGCGCUGAUGACCUCUGACCUUGCAUUAAGCGCGCAUGUACGUGUGUGACACAAUCACAAUCUAUUGCCAAGAAACCAUUCCCCUUUCACAUGAAACUUACAAAUACUCCUUCAACAUGCUGAAAAAUGCUUCGAAAUUAAUAGUAGGUAAAAAAAAACAAGCAGUCACACGAAGGUUGUGUGAAGCUUUAUUGAUGGACAUCACUGACACACACACCCCGGCCCGCCCCCCCCCCACAAAUAAAACAUAAAAUAAAAUUUUAUGGCUACAAUUAACGUGUUAGCAGGCGAAUUGCUUCCUGUUAGCAGUUAGCAAGCUACAUUUGAUGUUAUGCAACACACUCCAGUCGCAAUUGGGAGGUCUUAAAAGCUGGCCGGGCCUCAAAAGACCCAAUUGAGAAUCUUAAAUAUUACACAUGUUCCAAUAUUUAGGACCCCCCC
Messenger RNA from Hippocampus zosterae (dwarf seahorse), 2770 nucleotides. RefSeq names its product DC-STAMP domain containing 2 (gene dcst2). Gene Ontology annotation, cellular component: membrane. The coding region runs from base 139 to 2337 and encodes 732 amino acids. The transcript is spliced from 15 exons. The record is from RefSeq and is a predicted model, not a curated record. NCBI's taxonomy places the organism in Eukaryota, Metazoa, Chordata, Actinopteri, Syngnathiformes, Syngnathidae.